AUGAAGGAGCACGGCCCACACGGCUGGCUGCCCUCAAUGCUGCACCUCCUCCUCCGCAUGGCCCUCGAGCCUCUCCUCCCCGCCUCCCUCCUGCCCUCCCUCCUCGCCUCCGUCUCGCCCUCCUCCCUCCUCACCCCCGGCCCGCUAGCCGGAGGGCGGGUGGAGUUUGAGGGGCAGUUGAAUGCUGCAAGCGAUGAGAGGCCUAUGUGCUUCCAGACUCUUAUUGUGCCCGGCCUGCUCAAGGCUAUCACAUUCAAUGGUAUGGCGGAGGAGGCAGAGGUGGUGAGGCAGCGACUGAGGGAGGUGUUUCUCACACCAGACGGCCAACCAGUGCCCGAUAUCAUGGCAGCAAGCAGCAGCAGUAGUGACAGCAACAGCGGCAGCAGCAGUGCCAGUGGCAGCGGUGGGGGUGGGGAUCGGCACUACCCUGACGAUGGGUCGCGGGUGCGGCUGCUGUAUGUGACACGCAACGACACCAUGACCACCGGGAGGAGAGUCAUGCACCCAGACAGCCACAAGGCGCUUCAGGAGCUUUUCAACCGGAUGAAUUUCCAGACAGAAUAUGCUCUUCUCCCUUUCUCUCAGCAGCUUGCCCUCACUGAUUCCGCCUAG
Molecule: messenger RNA, 612 nt
Organism: Closterium sp. Naga37s-1
Lineage: Eukaryota; Viridiplantae; Streptophyta; Zygnematophyceae; Desmidiales; Closteriaceae
Source: the annotation of a GenBank genome assembly